Gadus macrocephalus (Pacific cod) is the source of this 1093-nucleotide messenger RNA. RefSeq names its product phenazine biosynthesis-like domain-containing protein 1. Gene Ontology annotation, cellular component: cytoplasm. The transcript is spliced from 10 exons. Gene Ontology annotation, molecular function: isomerase activity. The record is from RefSeq and is a predicted model, not a curated record. NCBI's taxonomy places the organism in Eukaryota, Metazoa, Chordata, Actinopteri, Gadiformes, Gadidae. Gene Ontology annotation, biological process: biosynthetic process. Bases 105 to 968 code for a protein of 287 amino acids.
GGGUAGGAUAUAUAUAUUACGACCCGAACCCUUCAGAGCAGGCAACACUUAACUGAGUGUUACCGUUUCUUCAGGUCUGUCCGUAAAGUUCACUUUCAAUUAUAAUGGAAAUCGAAGUAUUUACAGUAGACGCUUUUACAAACCUUCCGUUCAAAGGGAACCCUGCCGCAAUUUGUCCACUUUUGCAUGAACUUGACGAUGAUGUCUACCAAAAAAUAGCAGCGGAGAUGAACCUGUCAGAGUCGGCUUUUAUCACCAGACUCAACCCUUCAGAUGACUUUACCACAGGGUCUAGGUUCCGCCUCCGCUGGUUCACACCAACCAAUGAGGUGAAUCUAUGUGGACACGCCACCCUGGCCACUGCAGCCGUUCUGUUUCAGUACAAGAAAAAUGUAAAUCCCACAGUGGUGUUUGAGACGAAGAGUGGAGAGCUGUCCGUCACCCGGUGUGGGGAACGCAUUGUGAUGGACUUCCCUCUCAACCCGCCCACCAGGCAGGAUCCCAAUGAGUUCAAGGACUUCCUCAAGGCUGCUGUAGGGAACCUGCCGGUUACGGACGUGUAUCUAAGCCCCAGCACUAAGAAACUCCUUGUUCGAUUGGCCGACACCUGUGAGAGGUCAGCUCUGACCUGUCUGAAGGUGGACCCAGUCGCUCUCCUCUCCAAUGAGAAGAGUGGCAAAGUCAGAGGACUCAUCAUCACCAUGAAAGGAGACCCAGAUUGCCAGCCAGGCUAUGAUUUCUACUCACGCUUCUUCUCUCCAUGGAACGGCAUCUCAGAGGAUCCAGUCACUGGUUCUGCACAUACAGUCUUAGCUUGCUAUUGGGCGGACAAACUGCAAAAGAAGAAAAUGCUUGCCUACCAGUGUUCCAAGCGAGGGGGAGAGCUGGAGCUGGAGGUGAGGGAUGACGGGAGAGUGAACAUAUCUGGACAGGCUGUCUUCGUACUGAAGGGAACCAUGACACUCUAGAACCAUGUUCUGCAAGAUUGGGGUCGGCUGAUAUGCAUUUGGAGGCUGUGGAAUUUAUAAGCUAGAUGUUUGAUAAUUUUUUUAUCCACAAUUUUUUAAAUCUCAUUAAAGAUCAUUAAAACUUG